AUGAAUGGCCUCGGUGACUUGGGCCCGGGAUACGGCCAGCACUACACAACGGAAGAGGACCCUUACACUUGGGUGGGCGAACUCCCAGGCAUCGCGGGCUGGCGAUGUAAGCUCGACGAAACGUCCUUUAGUUCGAUCACGACAGCAAGGCUAACUGCGGUGCUAGGGAUCUUCAUCAUGCAAGGUCUGCUCACGAUCGUUGUUGGAUUUAUUGGAUUCGUCACGAUCGUGGAUUUCCCUGAGAACGCAGCAUCGAACAAGGCGAAAGGUCUCUCGCUGCCGUUCCUGAACCAGAAGGAAGCGGACUUCAUUGUAGCAAGGAUCGAACGCGAUCGCCACGACGCCAUCGCUGCACCCUUCAGCAUGAAGGAGUACAUGAAGUGUGCGGCGGACUUGAAGAUCUGGGGUUUUGCCUCGCUCUUCGGCCUGACGACCACAGUGACCUAUGCGAUCGCCUACUUCCUCCCGAUUAUCCUCCAGGAAGGCAUGGGAUUCGGCAUCGCUGCUGCGCAGUGUCUUAUCGCACCUCCAUAUGUCUUAGCCGCAAUUUGGAUGUACGCCUGCGCCGUACUGGGCGACCGCAUGCACCUUCGUGGUCCCUUCGUCAUUGGCAAUGGAGUCAUGGCCCUUAUCGGGCUGCCUCUGCUCGGAUUCGCCGACAAUGUUGGAGCUCGUUACUUCGGCGUAUUCCUUGCCACGACCGCUGUCAACGCAAACGUUCCCUGCAUCCUCACCUUCCAGGCAAACAACAUUCGUGGCCAAUGGAAACGUGCACUUGCCUCUGCGACUUUAGUCGGCACUGGCGGCAUUGGUGGCAUCGUUGGGUCUACGGUCUUCCGAAGCGAAGACGUCCCUGCUUACGUGCCUGGUAUCAUGACUUGCAUGAUUGCCUCUGGUCUUGUCAUCGUCAUCACUCUCAUGUUGGAAUUUAAGUUCUGGAGAGCGAACAAGAGGGCCGCUGCCGGCGGCAAGAUCAUCGCGGGCCUUGAGGGAUUCCGCUAUACAUACUGA
Saxophila tyrrhenica is the source of this 1011-nucleotide messenger RNA. RefSeq lists its product as uncharacterized. Gene Ontology annotation, molecular function: transmembrane transporter activity. The record is from RefSeq and is a predicted model, not a curated record. Gene Ontology annotation, cellular component: membrane. Lineage: Eukaryota; Fungi; Ascomycota; Dothideomycetes; Mycosphaerellales; Extremaceae. Bases 1 to 1011 code for a protein of 336 amino acids. The transcript has 7 exons.